UGUGUGUGUGUGUGUGUGUGUGUGAGUGAAGAGGAGAAGGAGUGGCAACCACACGACAGAAGAGACAGGGGAUGUUUUCUUUGUCUUCUCUCCUGUGGACACACUCAGUCAUGCAUCAGCCCCGCUCCCCUCUUCCCAGGUGGAGGAAGAAUGACGCUGGUUGCAUGACUGUCUCCUCUCAUUAUCAUUCUCCCUCCCAUCCAUCUUCCACGAGCCUACAGCUGGAUAAGCCAACCACUAACCAGCGCCACUCUCUGUUACAGAGCAGGGAUUUGAAGAUUGCAUCCUCACAUUUGUAAUCAGAUAUAGCAGAGGAUUAUCUCAAGGUCUCCUCCAUCUUUUUCACAGCCAGGGGCUGCUGUGACAAAGGAGGCAGAGAAGAGGAGGCUGUGGAGGAGAGCAGAGAGUGGUGUUACAGAUAGAGAGGGUGCAAGAGAUCACCUGUGGAUGUGAGGAGGAGGAUGACGGCUUUCUAAGGAGCCGUACCCAACAUCCGAUACAUCCACAAGGGGAGAGGAAAGCAGGGAAGAUAGAGCCUCAGCAGCAAGUAGAUCACUGUGAAAGGUCGUUCAUGGCAGAGGCCGGGCAUCCUGUGUCAAGGGGCUCUGUUUCUUUGGAGUCUACCCUUGCUGGUCAGUCUCUCUUUGACACCUCAAAGGGCUCUACACAGGCAAAGAGCCCCUCCAGACUGGCUAGUGGCCAGGAGGAGUCAAAGGAGGCUAUCGGUAAAGAACAUUCAGCAUCUCCUCCUGCUAAAGAAAUGAACUGCAGCAGUCUAAGGUGCCGUGGAGAACCUAGUGAACAGGAACAAAGUCCAGCAGAACAUUUUGUGCCCACCAGGGCACCAAGUCGCCCCCAUAGUCCAUCAGAGUUGCAUCAGCACAAGCUAGUCAUGAAUGCAGCCAGUGACACCCCUCAGGCUGACAGUGCAGUUCAGAAUAUAAAGAUAGCCUCUCUGCCUGUUUACAGGAGUCACUCUGACACAUCACCUCUGGUUAAACGGGUAAUGCACCUCUACACUCCAGACAGCGAGACUAGUAGACCUGCUUACCUUGAAGGAGAUAAGAGUAUCCGAGAGGCUGAGAGUCACUCCAGGUUAGCCUGCAAGCAGCCCAUGCAGCUGCAGCAGUGCAACGUUGUCACCACUGUUUGCUGUGGGUCCGGCAGUGGAGAAAGUGGUGGACAGCAGCCUCAGAGCAGGUGUAGUUGUAUGUCAUCUCCAAAGGCAGCAGUCAAAAUGGAGGGUGUUGAACAAAAGGACCAUCUUCACCUUAACUGUGACAAGACACUUUGUUGUGGCUCUUAUGUUCAUCAUGCCAAUUUUGAAGACACAUUUGCUGCCUACUGCCAUUCUCUGCCCAUCCCGGCACCCUCCCUGCUGCUGCCACGCCUGGCAGGCGAACGGCCAAGUUGCAACAUGUUGCGUGCAGUGGCACCUCCUUUGGCGACAAACCACCUCACCCUUCCUCGCCUCAUCUCCUCUGUCAGUGAGACAGGCCUGGAUGCCAAACAUCUGCUUCGAUGCUGCAACCUCAGCUGUUCUUUGAUUAGCUCGCUACCUUCUGGUGCUGAGGCACAAACCCAAAAACCCUUCAGUGGAGAGGAGUGCUGCACCAGUCCUGCUGGCCCUGUCAGACCCAUGACUCAUGACAUGGGAACUAUGACAGCCUACAAAGAGCUGAGGGAUGUUGGGGUGCAGACAAGACAGACUGUCACACCUCAUGUGUUCCCCCAUAUCUGUGUGGCAAAGAAGAGUAGGAGUGAGUUCUCCUGCAGUCACACUCCAAACACUGGCAAUGAUGGAGGCAAUAAACUGGGUGGUGCCUCCAAAUCCCCAGUGAAGGAGGUGAAGUGGGAUGCAGAAGGGAUGACUUGGGAGGUGUAUGGGGCCUCUGUGGACCCUGAGGAGCUGGGUCUGGCCAUUCAAAGACACCUGGAGCUGCAGAUCAAGGAGACAGCAAGCCGUGCGGCCAAGCUGUCACACCACAAGGCCAACACCUCUGGGCAAAGUGGGGGCACCAGCUGCCAAAGAAAGAGAAGCACAAUAAUGGGUGCCAUCCGAACCCCAGCUUGUUGCACUUGCACCACUACAGCUGUUGACUGACUGAGCAGCAGACUGAUGGACAGAACACAACCUGAACACUGUGUACAGUAGCCAGUAUGGCUACUCAUAACUUCAGCCUCAAACGUCACCAAUCUGAGUAGAGGAUCAAUAAAUGUCGCUCUUGUAAAACUUGUAAUGAAUGAGUGGAGUCAAUAAAAUGCAAUAGCAUGAACAAAUGUAAAAUAUCAGUACAGUGACACCUCAACCUAACCCUAGCCCAGCUCAACAUGAAUACUAAACCUUGGCCACUGGCUGGGUCUAACCCCAACUGUCUCAGAAGAUGGUUGCUUCUCCUUCUCCUGGUCUCCCCCCUGGCACUUUUGGUUUUGGGGAUUCUCCUCCUGGGUGAGUGGGACUCCAUGUGGCAUUUGAGGGCUUAUAUCAGUGGACACCUAGCAGGGGGAGCUAGUGAAAUUAUCUUAGCUAAUCUUAAACCUCAUCCUUCGCACCUCAGUCCACCAAACACCUCUAUUAUAAAACAGCUUUAAGAAGUUUAAAAGUAGCAGACAAAUGAACUUAUCUGCUUUUUAACAUAAUGAUGAGAAAUUGAUCAUGUUCUUUGGAUGUGUUCCAUACCUUGGUGCCUCCAAAAAAAAAAAUUAUACAUAUUAUAUGUUGUUAGACCAAUAAACCAAAUGGUCUUUUAUUGAUUGAUUGAAGGACAAGUGUAGGAAGAAUUUAGGCUUUUGAGUAUUCAGUAGAUUCAUCUUCCUUAUGGGUCUCGUUAAUUAUUGUACAAUAAUUUUGUUGUUGUUGUUGUUGUUUGUUUGUUAGCUUUUUUGUUUGUUUGUUUGUUUAAGGUGUCCUGGGUUUUUUCAUGACUAUAAGAACAUACAAGGACAUGAUCAAUCUACAGAGGUCUGUCUUUACCAAAUGUACUGAAAAAGCAGCAAACAUCAGUGUUAAGAGUUUCCUCACUUUUCACCAGUCUUCUGUACGAUGCCUGGAUUCUUAUGGGGAUAGAUCAUAUCAGCACCGUUGUAUCACUUGUUAUAAACAAUAAUAAACAGCCCAUGAACAGAUCCCAUUGAAAUACUACAGCAAAAUAAUGACACAGUGGAGAUAUAGGGAAACCAAAUCUUGGUUACAUUUCAAUGGCAAGCCACAGCUAAGUUUCAUUAUCUACCCCAAAUGAUCCUAUGCUGCCUUCUCUCUGGCUUCUGUAUUUUUGGUUUAUUAUCUAAGGAUGUUAUGGGACUAAGGUAAGAUCAGCACGGCUGGUAUUUAAGUUUGAAUUUAUGUAUGUAUUGUUUUAAUGUGCUCAAGCCAACUUCAAAAUAUUUUAUGCUUAUUGGCUCUUGAAAAAAAUUAAGACGACUGAGCUCUAAUUGUAUUUUCCUGGAAAUUAAAGUGAAUUUGUAUUUUUGUAUUUAACUUUUAAAAGACAUUUGAAAAACUGUUUACAUUGCAAAUGUGGGUAAAUAUAUCAGGCUCAGCUACUGAAAAUAUGAAUUACUUUAGUCAUAUACUGUAGUUUCUUUUUCUGUGGUAUAAUAAAAAAACAAAGAAAUGGUUUUCAGGGAGGGAGAUGUGAUGCAGAGGCUGAUGGAAAAGCUAAUGAUCCCAGAGGAGAAUAAAACAUAAAGAAGUAAAGGAUACGUCAAAUGCAUAGAUGAAAUUAAUUUUUUUUUAUUUGUUUAGCUUGCACACAAAAAAUUCAAUGAAUACAUUAUUUAAUUAGAAAAAAAGUUGUUAAAUAAUAAAAAAUUGACCUUUACUUUUUGGGCCUUUUUAUUUAUGUGUUUAUUUAUUUUAUUUCCUUAAUUCUGCACAGUUCAGUUAUAUUAUAUACCACAAUUAUAUUUAAAAAAACAAUAGAGCCAUAUACGUAUAAAGAAAACAUAACAUUACUAUAGAGCCUUGUGGUACUCCACAGCAGAUGGGUGUAGAGGAAGAGCAGACUUUAUCAAUUUGAACUAAGGCUGAUGUAUCCUGAUGGUAGGAGGUAAACCACUGAAGGCCAGUUCCUGAAUGCCCACAACAUGCUUAAGGUAUGUUGGAAAAGGAUGGUGUGGCUGUGUUAGAGACAGCAGAGCUGACUCUGUACUCGGCUAAAAAUUGAUCAAUACUGUAUUUGUCCUGGAUGCUACAUUUGUCCAAGUAGGAGCUUAGUUGAGAGAAAACAGCUUCCUAAAGAAGUGGCAUCCACCUUUUGUUAGUGCAACAGGCAGAGGGGCAUCUGUGGAACAUGAGCAACGUGUUUUUAUGUGGUACACAGUAGUGUCAUACCAUAACCAGCAGUGGCAUUUGCCAGUAUACCAACAAUGAGUGACAUCUGCCAGAAGUAGCAUGUGUCAGUAAAGCAGCAUACCAUUAGUUUUUAGCUUUUCAGUCUCAGUGCUGUUAUAUUUCUAUGUCCUUUUGGAAUCACUCAAGAAAAACCCUAAGCCUGCUUCAAGAAAGAUCAUCAUGGAUCUAAGCCUAGCUACUUCAUGCUCCACUACUGUGUCUGUCCAACACAUCAGUGUAGGGUCAAACAAACACUGAAACCUCAAGGGGGCACUAGUAGGGCUGUACUGUAGUUAUUCUUGACUGUAUUUACAGAAGUGAAAGUAAUUUAUGCUUUAAUUAAUCACCUCCACUGUGCACUUUACUCUCACAUCCAUGUACCUGAUGUUAUUGUCAUACAGCAUACAGAGUAUCAGCUUAUAAAUUGCUUAAUUAAGUAUCAGAAAUACCACUAAUAGACAUUCUGGUAUGCUGUAAAUGUAGACAGGGGUAUCAUUCAUGCUUUGCAUCAUACUGACAGAGGUGUCCAAACCAUGGAGCAAAGACAAUAGCGAUCCAGAUCAGCUGAUAGUUAAAUACAGGAUAAGACAGCAGAUUGUCAGACAUUCUUACUACUGUUUGACAAUUGAACAUCAGAGACUGUGUGUAUCAUUUUCAAUUCAUGUAAAUGGUUCCAUUAUACUGUAUUUAAAUCCAAAAAUGCAGUUUUUGAAUGAAUUAAGCAUGUAGACAUCAUUUAAUUGAUUUUCAAUGAAAAAAUGUCAUUGUAUCAUUGUAUAUGAUAGUGCAGUAUAGAUAUUAAUAAUUUAUAGAUGUGGAAAGUAUUCCUACCUUUAUUAUUUGUAUUUCAUCUCUGUCUGUUUCAGCUUCUGUGGAGUUAAAUUCAUUGCCAUAAAAUCUAUGAAGUCAUCAACUCUGCUGCUGUGUUAGUUCAGCCUGAGGAUUUAGAAACAAAGACAAAUGUUUGCCUUAAGUUUAAAUGGACAGUGUGAUGUAUUGAGAAAUCUGUUUAUGAUAUGCCAUGAGGAACUUUACUCUGUGUCAACUAGCUGAGUUGAAGAACAUCUUUAAAACUCACUAGGUGGCAUUAAGGGCAAGAAAGGCCUUUGUUUUACUCUUUUGUCUGUAUUCUGCAUUAUUCUUUAUGGCUGGUUCAACACAGCAAGUGAUACUGAAUGUCAACUGAGUGGUUGUAAGUUUAAAGUGUUGUUACCAUGUUGUUUAGUUGUUUAUCCAAGAGGAACGUGCCAAAAUCUUAAUGCCAGCAAUAAAAUUACAGAAAAAGUCUGUGGGGAUUGUGUCUUUGUCAAAUGAGACCUUUAAUUAUUUGAAUAGAACCACAGAAAUGAAAAUGUCCUCCAUGAUACUGAUACAUAUGACGUAAU
This is a messenger RNA of Monopterus albus (swamp eel), 5718 nucleotides long. RefSeq lists its product as uncharacterized. NCBI's taxonomy places the organism in Eukaryota, Metazoa, Chordata, Actinopteri, Synbranchiformes, Synbranchidae. The transcript has 2 exons. The coding region runs from base 572 to 2104 and encodes 510 amino acids. Gene Ontology annotation, biological process: neuron projection development. Gene Ontology annotation, cellular component: plasma membrane. The record is from RefSeq and is a predicted model, not a curated record.